GGGGUGGAGAAUUCUGGCAAGGGGGGCUUUUCGGCACAACACCGGAAUGUUUUUAUAGUUUCUUAUUUAAUACCCCGUCCAGCUGGUGGCGGUAAUGCACCGUUAACUUUGGAUGCCAACCGCGGUUAAACCUUAAACCCCAUCGAAGAAGAAGUAGACCGCUCCAGCCCAAGUUACACCACCCCAUUCCCGAAAAUGGAUCGCUCCUACAGACAGUGAGUCACGUGGCCUGCUGUAUAAAGCAGGCAGGCAGGCAAGCAACCAGCUAUACUGCUCGAUUGAACGUAAUAAUGGGUAAAACGAGUGACCUAAGGGACUUUGAGCGUGGUAUGAUCGUAGGUGCCAGGCGCGCCGGAUCAAGUGUCUCAGAAACGGCCGCCCUCCUGGGCUUUUCACGCACGACAGUUUCUAGAGUUUACCGAGAAUGGUGUGACAAACAAAAAACAUCCAGUCAGCGGCAGUCGUGUGGGCGAAAACAACUAGUUGAUGAGAGAGGUAGAAUGAGAAUGGAAAGAAUCGUGAAAGCUAACAGGCGGGCCACAAACAGACAAAUAACAGCGCAGUACAACAGUGGUGCGCAGAACGGCAUCUCGGAACGCACAACUCGUCGAUCCUUGUCACGGAUGGGCUACAGCAGCAGACGACCACGUCGUGCAAAUGAGGAGUGGAAAAACAUCGCCUGUGUAGAUACGGUACGGGAACUUGUCCUUGACAACUGUAGCUCAAAUGAAGGAAAAAUCGAAGGCCUCACAGCAGAAUUUGUCAGUCUGGAAUUCCUCAGUUUGAUAAACGUUGGUUUAAUCUCUGCCUGCAACCUUCCCAAACUUGAGAAACUCAAGAAGUUGGAACUCAGUGACAACAGAAUCUCUGGUGGCCUUGACGUGCUAGCAGAGAAACUCCCCAACCUCACACAUCUAAAUCUAAGCGGAAACAAACUGAAAGACAUCAGCACGUUGGAACCUUUGAAAAAGCUGGACAGCCUGAAGUCUCUAGACUUGUUCAACUGUGAGGUGACCAACCUGAACGACUACAGGGAGAGUGUGUUCAAGCUGCUCCCUCAGCUCACCUACCUGGACGGGUACGACGUGGAGGACCGGGAGGCAUCUGACUCGGACAGAGAGGUGGCCGGUGACAAUGAUGAGGAAGGGAAUGAGGAUGGAAAGGAGGAACACUUUGACAAGGACUGUGAUGAAGAGGGAGUAGUAGAGGAGGAGGAAGACCUCGGCAUUGAUGAUGAAGUUGACGAUGAAGAUGAAGUCAAGGCUGUCCAAGGAGAGAAGAGAAAGCGAGAGCCUGACGACGAUGACGAUUAAGAGCAAAAAACGAAAGCAUAGCGUUACCAACUCCUUCCCUCUCCAAUAGUAGUUACAUAGGAUGAGCCUUGACUAGAAUACAGUAUAUACAUAUGAAGUGGGUAAAACGGUAUGUAAACAUUAUUAAAGUGACCAGUGUUGAAAGACUAUGUUCAUAGCGCAGCAGUCUCUAAGGUGCAGGGUUGAGUAUCGGGUGGUAGCCGGCUAGUAACAGUGACUAAGUUCAGGGCAGGGUACUAGGCGGAGGCCAGCUAGUGGUGACUGAGUAACAGUCUGAUGGUUUGGAGAUGGAAGUUGUUUUUCAGUCUCUCGUUCCCAGCUUUGAUGCACCUGUACUGUCUUCGCCUUCUAGAUGUUAGCGGGUUGAACAGGCCGUGGCUCGGGUCCUUGAUGAUCUUCUUGGCCUGUGACACCGGGUGCUGUAAAUGUCCUGGAGGGUAGACCGUGUGCCCCCUGGUGAUGCGUUGGGCUAACCUCAUCACCCUCUGGAGAGCCUUGCGGUUGCGAACUGUGCAAUUGCCAUACCAGGCGGUGAUGCAGUCGGACAGGAUGCUCUCAAUGGUGCAUCUGUAGAAGUUUGAGGGUAUUAGGGGUCAAACCAAAUUAUUUCUGCCUUGUCAUACGUUUUUUUCGUACUGAGCACAGCCCUGGAGAUUUCUACUCCCAAACAAAUGAAAAUAAAAUGGUGAUACCAUUAAAAUAUCAUUUUUCCCAUCCAAAAAUGAGCCAAACAAUAUAUUGGUCCAUAUUAUCAUGCUGGUGUUAUUUGGCAAUAAGCAUCAUCACCCCCCCCCCCCCCCCAUGCCUCCUCACCUCCCUCAAUUGAACAAACUGCUAUUAUUGUUACACACAAAUGGUAUAGGAAUACCUUCCAUAUUGAACUAAAGGAGAAAAUUGGCUUACUGCUGUGCCAUUUCUAUCAAUAAGGCAAUGGGAUGGGACAAUUUCAUGAGUGCUUUCACCCCAUAAAUGAGGAGAGGUUGCUGCUGCUGGUCAGUCUGAGACUGGCAGGCUGCUCAUGUUUAAGGGAAGGGCUACUUUAAAAAAAUUACACGUUACGAGCUACAAAACAAAUGUCUGGCUUUCAAACAGGCACGAUCUUCUCUUUUCUUCCCUGCAACUCUUCUCCGGGUCCUUAGUGUACAAGAGGAAGUAGAGUGCCCUGAGUGGCUGUUUGAUUUAAGUCAAAACUAUGUAAAUACCCGAAAAUGUUUGUUUAGCAACGAUCAACAACAACAGGGGUGUUUCUAUAAUUAUUUCAUUUUCAAUAAAUUUGCAAACAUUUCUAAACUUGUUUUCACUUGGUCAUUAUGGGGUAUUGUGUGUAGAUGGGUGAAGGGAAAAAAUUAUUUAAUCCAUUUUGAAUUCAAGCUGUAACACAAUGUGGAAUAAGUCAAGGUGAAUGAACACUGUAAAUAGUAGAAAAAUAGUAAUCUUUAAACAUACCAAUGUUUACAUGUUUUGUAUUGCAACAGUUGUGAAAGAAUGACAUACAUGAAUAAUUCACCAAAAAUUGUUAGGCAUCUGUGAUAAGUUGAUGUAAUAGAUCUAUUAUUCAGGUUCCCCUAGUACCCGAGUCCUUGAUUGAUGAACCUGACAAGGAAUCAUCUAACAAUUCAAAAUAAUAUCAGACGUGAGUCAUAUUUGAAAUAUUGAAUUAUCUUUCUCUCUAUGCCAGGCUAUGAAGACAAAUGACAUUGACUCCUGAGGUGUUGAACUGUUGCUCAUAGCAACCCUGCUUAUUAUCUAUGAACGUUGGAACAUCUUGAAUAUCGAUAAGGCCUCAAUGGUCACAUGUACUAUUAAAUCUGCACCAAGGACAGCUAGAAAGGACUAGCCACCCCCCAGAGCCUGGUUCCUCUGCACCCAGCACAGCUAGAAGAGGACUAGCCAUCCCCCAGAGCCUGGUUCCUCUCCACCCAGCACAGCUAGAAGAGGACUAGCCACCCCCCAGAGCCUGGUUCCUCUGCACCCAGCACAGCCAGAAAGGACUAGCCACCCCCCAGAGCCUGGUUCCUCUCCACCCAGCACAGCUAGAAGAGGACUAGCCACCCCCCAGAGCCUGGUUCCUCUGCACCCAGCACAGCUAGAAGAGGACUAGCCACCCCCCAGAGCCUGGUUCCUCUCCACCCAGCACAGCUAGAAAGGACUAGCCACCCCCCAGAGCCUGGUUCCUCUGCACCCAGCACAGCUGGGUAUUAUUAUGUUACAGGUGAGACAUACCCAGAAAUGGUCAACGUCUUGUCGAGCUCUCAAACCCAGGCCUUAUGGAUAAACCCUCAAAACGACUACAUUAGCUUGGAGCUGAAAGUGAGUGGUAUUGGGGAAAAAAGCUCUCUCAGACCCAGACAAUCAUGUUGCUCCAAUUUACAAGAAUGGGUUUACAGGGCAGUGAUGAAAGCAGUUUGAGCUCUACACAGCAUUGGGAAUUCAAACAUAAAAUUAUACUUAAUCCAAUUACACAUUCAAUACUGUUUCAAAAACAUGCACUAAAGCAUGUCAAGAUAAAUAUAAUUACUUCAAGGUUUCGCAAACAUAACUGUCUAGUUGAUGUUUUACCGACUAACACCCUGCUGAGUUUCCUAUUUACUAAAGAACAAUCAUUCAGAAAAAACACAAGUUGUAAUAUCUGUAUAUAUGUCAUACUAUAUUGAAAACAUACUGAAAGUGUAUGUUGAUGUGAUAAGACCAUUUUAUUCAGGUCAAUUUAGGAUAACUAUUUAUUUUACUUAAAUGUUUGUAUUUAUGUUGUCUUAUACCAUGCUAAUACGUUACCAAGUAGAUUUGGAGUGAACCCCAAAACUGGCGUCUCUUUUUGGAUCAAGAUUUGAUCCAGAAUACCAAAAGGCAUGAUCAGAUCCUCUUCCCUAUUCAGGCAUCAAUAAAUGCACAGCCACAUGUACUUCUAAGUAAUUGAGGCCAGAGAUUGCUAUAUUUGCUAUAUUCUAAUUCAAAUCAUAGACCCAUAAGAUAACACAUGACCAAAUCAAUGCAUGGUCCAUAUAGAAUUAAAACAACAUUAUUCUUAAUGAGAAAUAUGAUCUAAUAAACAAAUGUUUGCAUAACCAAACAUAGGAUGUUCCCCCAUGAUGGAAGGGUGGCAUGACUGAAAACGUUUGGGAAGCACUGAUCUAGCUAAUAAGCACAAAUACAGAUGGGCAUGUUUCAGCCUAUUCAUGUAUAGCCACUAUGCUGCAUCAGUUGGGUUACAGGUGAUAAUGCAGUAACACUUUAUUUGAAUAGUUCAUCUGUAGAUGCUCUUCAGACUAUCAGUAACAUUUCAACUAACCAGUGUUGGGGAGUAUUAAACUAUAUGCGGUUCAACUAGUAAUUGAACUACAUUUUGCAUCAG
Messenger RNA from Oncorhynchus kisutch (coho salmon), 4665 nucleotides. Its product is annotated as acidic leucine-rich nuclear phosphoprotein 32 family member B-like. Gene Ontology annotation, cellular component: nucleus. Gene Ontology annotation, molecular function: histone binding. Bases 291 to 1313 code for a protein of 340 amino acids. Lineage: Eukaryota; Metazoa; Chordata; Actinopteri; Salmoniformes; Salmonidae. The record is from RefSeq and is a predicted model, not a curated record. The transcript has 7 exons. Gene Ontology annotation, biological process: regulation of apoptotic process.